Hordeum vulgare subsp. vulgare (domesticated barley) is the source of this 2420-nucleotide messenger RNA. Its product is annotated as probable CoA ligase CCL12. The coding region runs from base 5 to 2185 and encodes 726 amino acids. The transcript has 14 exons. The record is from RefSeq and is a predicted model, not a curated record. NCBI's taxonomy places the organism in Eukaryota, Viridiplantae, Streptophyta, Magnoliopsida, Poales, Poaceae.
GGGCAUGGCGGCGACCGCCAGGAGCAGCGUGGGGGAGAUCCAGGCGGCCGACGUGGAGGCGGCCGGGCUCGCCGCGGCCGACGCGGGGCCCUUCCUCGCCGCGCUCCGCUCGGCGGCCGGCAAAGACGCGGCCGCCGCGUGGAAGGCGGUCGUGGCGGCGGGGGUGCUGCGGCCGGACCACCCGCACGCGCUCCACCAGCUGGUCUACUACUCCGUCUACGCCGGCUGGGACCGCGCCCAGCGCGGCCCGCCGUCCUACUGGUUCCCCUCCCCGACUGACUGCAAGGAAACGAAUCUUGGGAGAGUGAUGGAACAGAAUGGACCCAAGCUGUUAGGAGCAUCAUAUAAGGAUCCAAUUUCAAGCUUUGGCCUCUUCCACAAGUUCUCUGUUCAUAAUCAGGAGGUCUACUGGAAAAUAGUGCUCAAGGAGCUCUCCAUCAAGUUUGUACGACAACCAAAGACGAUUCUGGACGCAUCAGAUAAAUCAAACAAGGGAGGGGCGUGGUUCCCAGGUGCAGUGCUCAACAUUGCUGAAUGUUGUCUGCUACCUUGGCCUUCCCAGAACAAGACAGAUGAUAGCACAGCUAUUGUCUGGAGGGAUGAGGGCUUUGAUGACUGCCCAGUGAACCGCAUGUCCUUGAAGGAGCUUCGCACCCAAGUGAUGACUGUUGCAAAUGCCCUUGAUACCAUGUUCCAAAAGGGCGACCGGAUUGCAAUAGACAUGCCAAUGACGUGCAAUGCGGUCAUUGUUUAUUUGGCAAUCAUCCUUGGAGGUUUUGUUGUUGUGGGAAUAGCAGACAGUUUCGCACCUCAGGAGAUUGCAACUCGCAUGAGGGUCGCAAAAGCAAAGGCAAUUUUUACUCAGGAUUUCAUAAUUAGGGGAUGGAAGAAAUUUCCACUUUACAGCCGUGUCAUGGAGGGGACUUCAUCUAAAGCUAUUGUAAUUCCUGCAACUGGAGACCGUCUGGGAGUUACACUAAGAAAUGGUGAUAUGUCCUGGAAGGAUUUUCUUUCUCGUGCUGCCGGAAGGUCAUCCAUGUACUCUCCAGUUUAUCAAUCUGCAGACGCCCUAAUUAAUAUACUGUUUUCAUCAGGAACAACAGGAGAGCCAAAAGCUAUACCGUGGACACAGCUUUGUCCCAUAAGAUGUGGGGCUGAUACCUGGGCACAUUUGGAUGUUCGCCCAAAGGACAUUGGCCUGUGGCCUACAAAUCUGGGUUGGGUUAUGGGACCCAUACAAUUAUUCUCAUGCUUCCUAAAUGGUGCGACAUUGGCUUUAUAUCAUGGUUCUCCACUUGGACGUGGCUUCUGCAAAUUUGUGCAGGAUGCCCGUGUGAGUGUAUUAGGAUCUGUGCCUAGCUUGGUGAAAUCAUGGAAGGCUGGUAAUCUUACUGAAGGGCUAGACUGGACUAAAAUCAGGGUACUUGCCACAACAGGGGAGGCUUCUGAUAUUGAUGAUAAUCUGUGGCUAUCUUCACGUACCUGUUACAAACCCAUUGUUGAGUGCUGUGGGGGCACAGAGCUGGCAUCCUCAUACAUUCAAGGGAGUCUUCUGCAGCCACAAGCUUUUGGAGCUUUCAGUGGUGCAUCAAUGUCCACUGGGUUUGUCAUACUCGAUGAACAGGGAAAUGCAUAUCCUGAUGAUCUACCUUGCUCUGGAGAAGUGGGUCUCUUCCCUUUAUAUUUUGGUGCUACCAAUCGGCUUCUCAAUGCUGACCACGAUAAGGUUUACUUUGAUGGAAUGCCCAUUUACAGAGGACGGCAACUCCGACGACAUGGAGAUAUAAUCCAGAGGACAGUAGGUGGUUACUAUAUUGUACAGGGCAGAGCAGAUGACACUAUGAAUCUUGGAGGGAUUAAGACAAGCUCAGUGGAGAUUGAACGGGUUUGUAAUGGAGCCGAUGAGGGUCUGCUAGAAACAGCAGCUGUUAGCAUCAAACCUUCCGGCGGGGGACCAGAGCAACUGGCUAUCUUGGCAGUGCUAAAAGAUAGAUCCGCAACAUGCGAUACAAAUCUUCUGAAGAGCAAGUUCCAGAGAGCCAUCCAGAGGAACCUCAACCCCCUUUUCAGGGUGAGCUAUGUCAAAGUCGUCCCCGAAUUCCCGAGAACUGCUUCAAACAAGCUGCUGAGAAGGGUCCUGAGGGAUCAGCUGAAGCAAGAGCUCGCGAAUCACAGCAAGCUAUAAGGGGCCUAAGGGAUAUCUAUCGCUUUUCAACAGGAAAAUGGAUCUUCAUAAUCCAAGUUUAUUGAACUCACGGCGUGUUACAUAAGGAACGGUUCGAUUCCCUUUCAUUCACUUCAUUGGGGGUGUGUAGUUAUUUAUUGUGUGUGUUGAGCUCAUUGGAAGUAAUAAGGCGAUGGCUUGCUAAAAUUAGAUCACUCUGUAUGUUUGAAGGUUUAUAAGCCAUCAUAUUUUCUUA